Molecule: messenger RNA, 573 nt
Organism: Clonostachys rhizophaga
Lineage: Eukaryota; Fungi; Ascomycota; Sordariomycetes; Hypocreales; Bionectriaceae
Source: the annotation of a GenBank genome assembly
AUGCAUUUCGUACCGAUAUUAACGGCCCUCCUUGCCACCACUUUGGCUGCUGCCCAGCCACGAUCUGUGCAGGUGUAUAUCCACCCUAUUUCGUCGUCAAGCAAACCUGCGCCCCUUGCUGAGAUCGCCUACGACACGGCCGCAUUGUCUUCAUCCGCCUCCGUCAUCUCGUACGAAGCACCUGAGCUCCCCGAAUCAUCCGACCUCAUUCGCAUCGGCAUAUACGACACGAAAUCCUCACAAUGGAUCUCGGGAACGACUGUCGCAUCGACUGAGAACUUCAGCAAGGGAUAUGCGCCACACUUCGUGCUAUCGGUAGAUUCCCGUGGCGAGGUUAUCAGCACAGCGCUGAAGGGCGUGAGAAUCGACGCUGGGCAGACAAGAGACUUUGGUCCUCAGGCUACGUUGCUGGUGGAAUCAAAGGGCAAGCAACCCGAGCUGAACAAGCCCGUUGUUCUCUCGCCUGAGGGCAAGAAGGUAGAAGAAGAGGAGAAGUCGUUCUUCCAGAAGUACUGGUGGAUGAUUGGCAUUGCCGUGUUUGUCUUGAUGGGCAGUGGCGGAGCAGAGAAAUAG